AUGACGAAACAACUUGCUCCCGGCGCCCGACUGGAGGGGAAGGUUGCUAUUGUUACUGGAGCCGGAUCCGGUUUCGGCGCCGCCAUCGCGCAACGCUUCGCUUCCGAAGGAGCCAAGGUCAUCGUGGCGGAUAUCAGUGUCGAAGGGGGCCAGAAGACGGCCGCCGCCGAUCCGGAGAAUAUUGUGUUCGAGCAGAUGGACGUGACCAAGGCAGCGGAUUGGAAGCGGAUUGUGGAGAAGGCGGUGUCGUUGUUUGGAAAGUUGGAUGUGUUGGUGAAUAAUGCGGGGACGACGUAUCGGAAUAAGCCGACGCUGGAAGUCACCGAGGACGAAUGGGAGCGCGUGUUCAAUGUGAACGUCAAGGGGGUUUAUCUGGGCAGUCAGGCAUUCGUGGCUCGGGUGAUUGAGCAGGGCCAGGGCGGGUCGAUCAUUAAUAUCUCGUCAACGGGAGCGUCGAGACCUCGGCCUGGGUUGGUGUGGUACAAUGCGUCCAAGGGGGCGGUUUCGAAUGCUACCAAGGGUCUGGCGGCUGAGUAUGGACCGCACAAUAUCCGUGUCAAUUCGGUCGCUCCUCUUCUCUCGGCUACGCCGUUGUUCUCCGUCUUCACGGGGAUGGAAAAUACGCCAGAGAACUGGGAAAAGUUCAUUGGAAAUGUGCCGUUGGGCCGUCUCUCGGAGGGGAGUGACAUUGCGAACAUUUGUCUGUAUUUGGCCAGUGAUGAGGGACGUUUUAUCAACGGGACGGAGAUGGUCAUUGAUGGUGGCAAGUGUAUCUGA
Aspergillus tubingensis is the source of this 777-nucleotide messenger RNA. Its product is annotated as short chain dehydrogenase. The transcript is spliced from 4 exons. Lineage: Eukaryota; Fungi; Ascomycota; Eurotiomycetes; Eurotiales; Aspergillaceae. The record is from RefSeq and is a predicted model, not a curated record. The coding region runs from base 1 to 777 and encodes 258 amino acids.